Messenger RNA from Pocillopora verrucosa, 685 nucleotides. The record is from RefSeq and is a predicted model, not a curated record. Lineage: Eukaryota; Metazoa; Cnidaria; Anthozoa; Scleractinia; Pocilloporidae.
UUUUUAGUCCAAACAACUCAGUCUACAGUCCACGCAACUCAUUCUACAGACAGUGAUAAGAAAGGUACUGCCAUUAUUGCAGCUGUCCUCUCUACAAUAGUUGCAAUUGUUCUGAUUGGCUUGAUAGUUUUCUAUUGUCGUCGUCGCCCUUUACCUCCAACGUUAGAUCCGGAAUUUGAGUACGACGCGUUCAUUAUAUUCAGUUCCGAGGACUCACAGUGGGUGAUAAACACCUUAAUUCCAACCUUGGAGGAAAACCAUGGAAUGAAGUGUUGUGUGCACUACCGAGACUUUACCCCCGGAGUAACUUUUAGGAAAAAUAUGGUGGAUAGCGUUUACAAGUGCAAGAAAACCAUCGCCGUUGUGUCCACUCACUUUUUCAACAGUAAGUAUUGUGGGUCAGAACUGGAUUACGCCCUUCAUCGACUUAUGGAAAAGAGAGAUGAUAGUUUAGUUGUCAUCAAGAUCGAUGAUGUUGACAGAAGGAAGCUUCCUAAGGAACUUCAAAAACGGAGUUACAUCGACUACGCAAAGUCAGUUGAAAAGGAAAGCUGGGAAAAGAAGCUGGUUGAUUGUUUAAGUUACAAAUAGGUUUAAUAUAAUAUUAAGUUUAACUGCAAUAACUUUGCAAAAGUGCACAUACACGCUUUUCAUUGUUUUCGUAUCAUGCCUUAUCUAAUCAAAA